AUGUUAAUCUGGAUGCUUCCUGUAGCAGAGGUGAUAAUAAAGAAGGUACUUUCACCUUCAUUCAGUCUAAACUGUUUCACUCAUAGGCAAUUAUGUUGCAGUCUCAUCAUGUUUCAUGCAAUAAUGUAGCGGACUGUGUUUUUGCAGCUUGUAAACAAGGGACAAUUACCACUUGGUUGGAGAGCACAGGGCGCCAGACAACGGAGUCCAAAAGCUUAGAAAGCAAAAUUAAUAACAWUACUGAAGCAAAUCCCAAGAUGACUUCUAUUAAGAAAGACAGCUUCUGUGAACAUGAUGCGAAAAAGCUAGAGAAUAUUUGUCAGCAAAAAUUUCUAAAUAUAUCUGUGGAAGUUGGUGCAACGCACCCAAAUUUGCCUCAGGCAGGCAGCAUGUAUAACUGGGAGGCUGAAGGUGUGUGUAAAGACCCGGUGUUGGACUCUGAGCCUGUGAAGGGGACACAAUCCGGAGACCUGUUUAGAAAUGCCAACAUUGAUCAGGUGCAUAAAACUGACAAACAGGCUCAAAGAGGCUGUGAAGAGAACAGUGACAUUUGGACUCAAAAGAAGUUGUCUUCAGGACGGUCUUUGAAAACGGGAAAUACAAAACUUUCUUCAAAAGACACUGAGGCAGAUGCACAAGUGGCUUCCUGCAAUUUACAGAAGCUGAAGAGUUGUGGUUCUGAUGAUGUAGUCUGCCUAGCGAGUGAACCAGAGGAAGGGGAGGUAGUUCCAGAAAGCCCCCUUUCAGAUGCUGCUUGUGAUGCCUGUGUAUCUGAUCUUGGAGGUCCUGGGAAGCUGAGCAAAUGUCAGAGUAGUUCAGGGGAUUCUCCUGCUUUUGAGAAGGAAAGUGAACCAGAGUCACCAAUGGAUGUAGAUAAUUCUAAAAAUAGCUGUCAUGGAUCAGAGGCUGAUGAAGAAACAAGUCCUUUUUUCGAUGAGCGAGAGGAGAUAAAUAUGUCAAAAUCCAUAAACCAGCCUUCCAGAAUUCAGUGUGGGAAUGCUGAACUGGAGGCAAGAAAGUCACGGUUUUCUACGAAGCGUUGUGAAAGCUUUGAGGGAACAGAUAACUCUGCCAAAGAGGAUGAGCUACAUACGAAGUCUCUUGGGAUCUGUCCUGUUCCACUGUCAGAAUGCAAAGGUGCAAAACAGAGUGUGAAGAAAGACUCCAAAAUCACCUCUCAUUUCAUGAGGAUACCUAAAAUUGAGGAGAAAAGCAAGAAAGAAAAGUGCGAUUUCAAACCUCAGAGGCCAGGAAGGAAGAAUCUGAAAUAUGUGCCCCCUCCUCUUCCAGCUAACAAGAAGUGGUUCGGGACACCCAUUGAGGAAAUGAGAAGAAUGCCCAUGUGUGGGGCCCGUCUUCCUCACCUGCGACCCUCAGCUAAUCACACAGUAACCAUCAGAGUAGACCUUUUGAGGGAAGGAGAGGUCCCAAAACCUUUUCCGACUCACUACAAAGACUUGUGGGACAACAAACAUGUCAAAAUGCCCUGCUCGGAACAAAAUUUAUACCCUGUAGAGGAUGAGAAUGGGGAUAGAACUGCUGGAAGUCGAUGGGAGCUAAUUCAAACUGCCUUACUUAAUAAAUUUACCUGCUCACAUGAUUUGAAGGAGGCUAUACUGAGAUACAAUAUUGCUUAUGCCAAGAAAUGGGACUUCACGGCUCUUACUGACUUCUGUGAUAAGAUUCUUGAAGAUGCAGAGGCUCAGCACUUGUUCCAGUCCAUCCUUCCUGAUAUGGUGAAGCUGGCACUUUGUCUCCCUACUAUCUGCACGCAGCCAAUACCUCUGCUGAAGCAAAAGAUGAAUCACUCGAUCACGAUGUCACAGGAACAAAUUGCUAGUUUUCUGGCCAAUGCUUUUUUCUGCACUUUUCCACGUCGCAAUGCCAAGAUGAAGUCCGAGUAUUCUAGUUAUCCAGAUAUUAACUUCAACAGAUUGUUUGAAGGACGAUCACCAAGGAAGCCAGAGAAGCUUAAGACCCUUUUCUGUUAUUUCAGGAGAGUCACAGAAAAAAAACCUACAGGAUUGGUGACGUUUACGAGGCAGAGUCUCCAGGAUUUUCCAGAUUGGGGCAGGUCCCAGAAAAAGCUGACCAGAUUGCAUGUCACCUAUGAAGGCACUAUUGAAAGCAAUGGACAUGGCAUGCUGCAGGUUGAUUUUGCAAACCGUUUUGUUGGAGGUGGUGUCACUGGGGCAGGACUAGUACAAGAAGAGAUUCGCUUUUUAAUUAACCCAGAACUGAUUGUAUCUAGGCUCAUCACUGAAGUCUUGGAUCACAAUGAAUGUCUUAUCAUCACAGGUACUGAGCAGUACAGUGAAUACACAGGCUAUGCAGAAACCUACCGGUGGGCAAGAAGCCAUGAAGAUAAGACUCCAAGGGAUGAAUGGCAGCGACGCUACACCGAAAUCGUUGCUAUAGAUGCAUUUCAUUUCAGACGUUUCCUUGAUCAGUUUGGUCCGGAGAAAAUUAGAAGAGAGCUCAACAAGGCCUACUGCGGGUUCUGGCGUGCCGCAGCGCCGCCGCAGCACCUCGCCGCCGUCGCCACCGGGAACUGGGGCUGCGGCGCCUUCGGCGGGGACCCCCGACUGAAAGCCUUAAUACAGAUACUGGCAGCUGCUGAGACUGGGCGUGAUGUUGUCUAUUUUACCUUUGGAGAUGUGGAGCUGAUGAGAGACAUUUACAGCAUGCACACUUUUCUCUGUGAGAAGGGCCAAACUGUUGGGGAUGUUUAUAGGCUCUUACUGAGAUACUACAACGAGGAGUGCAGGAGCUGUUCCACUUCAGGACCAGAAGUCAAGCUGUACUCUUUCAUAUACAGCACCGUUGAGUCUUAUGCAGAUUCUACUGAUGAUGACGAUGAUGAAGAAGAAAAAGGAGUGUACUUUGAGGAUUAAAUUUAGCAGUACAGACUGAGCCAGCCRCAGGAGAUGCACUGAGCUACGCUUCUGGGAUCAGCAAAGCCUUUGGGUUCGUGCCUGGUAGAAUCUCUCCACGCCUGGAAUGUGACAUAACUAAAUGCUGGAAGCUGUUGGGAUUGUGACGUGUGCCCUGCUGGAGCUGCCCUGGUGGAAUYGACAGUGAAGAGCUGGGGUCAUUUAGGUACCUCCGAGUGCUGCAGCGUCGCUUUAGUGCUGCGUGGGCAGCUUGCAAACUGGUGCUUGGAAGGUGGCACAACAGCCUAGGCAGUUUCUUCCUAUCAUUCCUAUGAGCUGUAGUUUCCUCCAUCUGCUUCCAUUAUAACAAAGCAAAGCAAAAACUGGGACAGGAUUUCAGGUCCUUUAUGCAAGACUUGUAUUCUCUGAGUUAGCAAAAUUAUUUUUCCUGCUCCUGGUUUUCCAGCAUUAGCUCAGAUUCUGGCAAGGAAUAAUAACACUGUUUAUGAUAAGCUCUUAUUUGGGUGUUUAGUUCAACUGUGGUAGUGUUUCUAGAUGCAGYGCUGAUUAUAGAUGUACCCUGCUCAUUCAGACAAGCAAUGGGAAAACGGUGCUGUUUACCAAUCCUUGUUCACCCUACUGCUCAGGACUUCCUAUAAACAAAACAGAAUUUGUUUCUGAACAACUGGAAGAAAAUGUGAUUAAAAAGCUUUAGGUGGCUAGAUAUGACCUCCCUUUUCUUGUAAAUAACAACAUCUUUAUUAGUGCAAUAUUUGUUUUCAUCAUUGGGGGGAGGAGAUUUUUGUGUACGAAAAAUAUACCAAAUAAGAUGGCAUAAAAUUCUACAUCACCUCUAGAAAUGGAAAAAUACAUGCAACUCUGAAAAGAGUCUCUCAAGAUCAUAUUCUAGUGUAUUAAGUUAAGAGAUCUUUUGUAGUAUCAAGUAUUUCUGGGAUAAUCCUAGUGAUCGUACGUAGGCCGUAAUUUCACUGAUACCUGAAGAUUUUCUAACAUGCCUCUAAUUUUAAAUUGUUCUUUARGAUAUGUUUCCCAUAGGUUUUACCUGUGAAGUAUGGUUGUAGGGACAGGCUAAAAGGAAGGCGAGAGUUAAGAUUUUAGCAACAGUGUUAGAUUCCUGUCACUCUUGAACUGCACUGCCCAGAAGGCCGCAUCAGUGCGGAAGCAGGGAUUUUGGAUCAGUCUAAUCUGCGCUCUGCAUCUUAUUUGUUCCUGCAACUGCUACCCUCAAACUACCUGACAGGUUUCUUUAGCUAGGGAUGUUAUUUUGGUGCUCUUGAGGAAACGGUGUGAAGUGGAGCUGCCGGUGGCCUUUGUGCACCCAAGUCAAACUCAGUUGGGUUCUUCUAGAAAACGGUUUCUGGAGUAGCCUCUUCUUUUGGUUUAAUUACAUUAGAGAUCUUUGCUAUAUGAUUUCAAAUAAACUUCUACCAAAACUAUUGUUUUAUACUUCUUUUAGCAGCUAAACUGAAUGCUUAAUAUGAAGCAAGGCUGGGCAGUCGUUCGGAUUGCAAUGUUGCCUCAUAAUCAAGUUUGGUGUGAGAGCACCUCUCCGUUCGGUGGCUCUUGCACCUAAAUUCCUCAGCUGUGAGGUGUUAGUUAUGAGGUGUUCUUAUCUAAUGAUGAGUACCCAUGACUGUAUAUAUUAAUUUAUAAACUGUUGAAGUGUUGACGU
Nothoprocta perdicaria is the source of this 4566-nucleotide messenger RNA. RefSeq names its product poly(ADP-ribose) glycohydrolase (gene PARG). Gene Ontology annotation, molecular function: poly(ADP-ribose) glycohydrolase activity. Gene Ontology annotation, cellular component: nucleus; cytoplasm. The record is from RefSeq and is a predicted model, not a curated record. The transcript has 18 exons. Bases 93 to 2894 code for a protein of 933 amino acids. Gene Ontology annotation, biological process: regulation of DNA repair; ATP generation from poly-ADP-D-ribose; carbohydrate metabolic process. NCBI's taxonomy places the organism in Eukaryota, Metazoa, Chordata, Aves, Tinamiformes, Tinamidae.